AGCGCGGCACCAUGGACGCCACCAUUUACCACAUCAUCUUUGCCGAGCUCGGGGACCUUAACUGCAGUUUGUUAGACGCUUUUCAAGACUCAGUUUUGGAGAACGCGUCUUUGGCUCUGCUGAGCGCAGAAGGUCUGUAUUGCAAUGCCACCACAGAUGAGAUUGGCACCUGUUGGCCCCGCAGCAUCAUUGGGAGGAUAGUGGAGCGACCGUGCCCGGAGUACAUCAACGGUGUCAAAUACAACACAACCAGGAGCGCGUACAGGGAAUGCAUGGAGAACGGCACGUGGGCGCUCAAGAGCAAUUACUCCAAUUGUGAGCCCAUCCUGGAGGAGAAGAGGAAGUACCCAAUGCACUACAAGAUCGCACUCAUCAUCAACUACCUGGGACACUGCAUCUCGGUGGGAGCACUCGUGGUGGCCUUUGUUCUCUUCUUAUGCUUAAGGAGCAUACGAUGUCUGCGUAACAUCAUUCACUGGAACCUCAUCGCCACAUUCAUUCUCAGAAAUAUUAUGUGGUUUCUGCUGCAACUCAUCGAUCACAACGUCCAUGAGAGCAACGAGCCCUGGUGUCGACUCAUCACAACCAUCUAUAACUACUUUGUGGUGACCAACUUCUUCUGGAUGUUUGUGGAGGGCUGUUACCUGCACACAGCCAUCGUCAUGACAUAUUCAACAGACAAGCUGCGCAAGUGGGUGUUCCUCUUCAUCGGCUGGUGUAUUCCAUGUCCAAUAAUAGUGGCGUGGGCCAUUGGCAAACUCUAUAAUGAAAAUGAACAGUGCUGGUUUGGCAAAGAACCCGGAAAAUACAUGGACUAUAUUUACCAGGGACCUGUUAUUCUAGUACUUUUGAUAAACUUCGUGUUCCUGUUUAACAUCGUGAGGAUCCUCAUGACCAAGCUGAGAGCGUCAACCACGUCAGAAACGAUACAGUACAGGAAAGCUGUGAAGGCCACGCUGGUGCUGCUUCCUCUUCUGGGCAUCACCUACAUGCUCUUCUUCGUCAAUCCGGGGGAGGACGACAUCUCUCAGAUCGUCUUCAUCUACUUCAACUCCUUCCUCCAGUCUUUUCAGGGGUUCUUUGUCUCCGUCUUUUACUGCUUUCUAAAUGGAGAGGUGCGGUCUGCGGUCAGAAAAAGGUGGCACCGCUGGCAGGACAACCACGCUCUCCGAGUCCGAGUCGCCCGGGCCAUGUCCAUCCCCACCUCUCCCACCAGGAUCAGCUUCCACAGCAUCAAACAGACCACAGCCGUGUGA
Periophthalmus magnuspinnatus is the source of this 1256-nucleotide messenger RNA. It is a transcript of the gene crhr2, whose product is annotated as corticotropin-releasing factor receptor 2. NCBI's taxonomy places the organism in Eukaryota, Metazoa, Chordata, Actinopteri, Gobiiformes, Gobiidae. Gene Ontology annotation, biological process: cell surface receptor signaling pathway; adenylate cyclase-modulating G protein-coupled receptor signaling pathway; long-term synaptic potentiation. Gene Ontology annotation, molecular function: corticotrophin-releasing factor receptor activity; corticotropin-releasing hormone receptor activity; G protein-coupled peptide receptor activity. The transcript is spliced from 12 exons. Bases 12 to 1256 code for a protein of 414 amino acids. The record is from RefSeq and is a predicted model, not a curated record. Gene Ontology annotation, cellular component: dendrite; plasma membrane; axon terminus.